Molecule: messenger RNA, 1469 nt
Organism: Solanum tuberosum (potato)
Lineage: Eukaryota; Viridiplantae; Streptophyta; Magnoliopsida; Solanales; Solanaceae
Exons: 4
Coding region: 131-1336 (401 amino acids)
Source: RefSeq, a predicted model, not a curated record
GUCUCUAUUUUUAAUAAAAAUACAAACCCAACUCUCAUUUGUGAACAGUCAUCCAACCCCACCCUCACUCUCAACCCCAAUUCUCACAACCAGCAGUCCCACCCCCGCAGUGCCCCUCAAAUCUGUCCAGAUGGAUCGUAGUUGGAUGUAUGAAAGGACUAAUUUUGGUCAAGUGGGGAUGAAGCCUGAAUUUGUAGAAGGUGUUGAUGGUUUUGUGGACUAUGCAAUGACACUAGAACCUUUUCAACUUAGUAGCUUGGUGAAGUGUCCUUGUAAGAAAUGUCAAUGUAUGAAUUAUGAAAAACCAGAGAUUGUUAAGUUUCAUCUUUAUCGAAAUGGGUUUAAAGAAGACUAUACAGUGUGGACUAGUCAUGGAGAAAUUGACAAUAGUUUUGAUAGAUUUCAACACCAUGUUGUUGGUGAAAGUAGUAAGGCAGUGAAACCUAAUGUCCAAAAUUAUAGAAUGCACUACAUGGUUCGGGAUGCGCAUAAGCUGCAUCCUGAUUUUGAAUUUCGCGACCACGUUGAAGAAGCUCCCAAUGAUGAAUCUAGAAUUUUCUUUGAACAAUUGAAAGUUGCUAGUCGGCCUUUAUAUGAGGGGAGUCCACACUGGGAGACCGACGCGAGGUUCAAGCAGAUAAACGAGGUUGCCAAGAUGGUCAGAGCAACUACUAAGGGUGGCUCUCUACACACAAUUGGGGUUCAGAGCCAAGGGAAUGUGAAGAGGAAAUUGGAAAAUAAACUGGGGAGACCGGUAACUCAGGCAAAGGCAUUCAAGACUACACACACAAGGAAGAAGAAAACCCCCGGAGAUCCAGACGUUUGGGUUCCUCAACUGACCUACCAAUCCGUUGAGGAUUACCAUCAAAUUCAACUAGAUGAUAGCCGAGGCAUGCCAUUGAGCCAAGAGCAGACUGAGAGAAUGUGGCUAGACUCGGUUGGUGGGCCGAGUUGGUAUGGGUAUUCUUACGACCCCUUUCGUGAAUUUUAUUCGGAGCUAGAAGGCCUAGGUAGUUUCCAGGAUGAUUGGUCAAGGGAGAAGAUUUUGGAACAGAAGAUAGCUAAGCUAUGUAGCCAAGUCGAAGUCUCGCGGGCUAGGGAAAGGCAGAGGGACAUAGAGCAUGAAGGGAUUAAGGCCCAAUUAGAUGCACUACUUGCUUUGGUUGCUUCGGGGUGGAUUCCCCCUUGUCCCAGUGAUGUAGUUUGCCCUCCUCGUCUUUCCCAGUAUCAACCUAUUCAACAUCAAGUAUAUGGUCAAUACAGAGGUUUGACCGAUGAGCCCAGCAAUGAUGAGGAUGAUGAGGAUCAUGUGGCAAACAUACCACCUCAUUAUUGAAGUUUAGAGUUGUAUUAGAUAAUCUAAACUAAGUACUUUAUGGUGAUUUUAAGACUUAUUAUGUGUUUUGUGGAUGCAUGAGAACAUUGAAGUAGUUUGAAAUCCAAUUGUACAGCUUAUGACUUCUAUGCUU